This is a messenger RNA of Cicer arietinum (chickpea), 2837 nucleotides long. Its product is annotated as wall-associated receptor kinase 2-like. The record is from RefSeq and is a predicted model, not a curated record. Gene Ontology annotation, biological process: cell surface receptor signaling pathway; protein phosphorylation. NCBI's taxonomy places the organism in Eukaryota, Viridiplantae, Streptophyta, Magnoliopsida, Fabales, Fabaceae. Gene Ontology annotation, cellular component: plasma membrane. Gene Ontology annotation, molecular function: ATP binding; protein serine/threonine kinase activity; calcium ion binding.
AUUAUAUAUUUGACUGGACAUAUAAUAUAUAUACAUGACUAUAUAACCGUUGACCAUGUUUAAUUUCCUUUUGCUAAGUGUGUGUUAUCUGACCUAUUCUACCUAUAGAACUUCAACUGGUUAGAGAUAUUGGAAUCACUGUUAUUAAAAUAUAAAUACAUUAUAAUUAUGAUAAAUAAGACAACCGUGUUAAUUUGAUCAUGCCACAUCCCAUACAAGAAAGCAGUUAUUUUGACUUUCCUCUUUUUAUAAAGCAUCACAUUGAAAAGAAACAUAUACUAAACAAAGUCAAAGAAUUUGUAUAACGAUGAACUUGAAAAAUAGUAAAGCCAUGGCUUUGAACUCAAAACAGCUGAUGAUGAUGAUGGUUCUUGUGGUCCUUUAUACAAAAACAGCAACUCAACCAAUGUCACUACCAAACUGCCCAACAAAGUGUGGUUCUGUCACCAUUCCCUUUCCAUUUGGAACCACCAAGGAUUGUUCCCUUGACAACACCUUUCUCAUCGAUUGCAACCAAACAUCUUCAACUUCAACCUCAAUAUACAUACCUUACUUGCCAAAGAGUAAUCAAAGUGUCUUAAACAUCUCACUCAAUGGUGAACUGCACGUUGAAUGGCCAGUAGCUAGCGAUUGCUAUGCUGAAAAGGGAAAACUCCUGAACCAAACACCUAAGGUUAUCAAUAUGAAACAUUUUCACAUCUCAUCAACUCGAAACAAGUUGAUGGCAGUUGGUUGUGACACGGUUGGAGCACUCGUAGUUAUUGACUCAAAGGGAAAGAACUACACAACAGGAUGUGUGGCUUUGUGCAACAUGCGUGAUGAUAUUGUGGCAAAUGGGUCUUGCACUGGCUCUGGUUGUUGCGAGAUUCCAAUACCUCAAGGUCACCUGUUAUCAACAGUAGUCUAUGUUUCUGGAGGUGUAUUCAAUAAUCACUCAGUAGUACAUGACUUCAAUCCAUGUGGCUAUGCUUUUUUGGUUGAAGAUGGAGCCUACAGCUUCACAACCACAGACAUCCUCAAGUUGGAGAAGAAAGAGUUUCCUGUCUUGUUGGAUUGGGCGGUAGGGAAUCAAACGUGUCAGAAAGCUCAGAAGGAUUAUUCAAGUUAUGCGUGUAAAGCUGGCAAUAGUACAUGUUACAAUGCAACCGAGAGACCUGGUUACCUUUGCAAAUGCUUUGAUGGAUAUUGGGGAAAUCCUUACCUCAUUCAUGGUUGCCAAGAUAUUAAUGAGUGCAUGGAGUCCAAUGACUGUGUUGAGGGGGCAACAUGCCUCAAUCUUCCUGGAAGCUACCAUUGUUUAUGUCCGGCAGGAAAUGACGGAGACGGGACAUGGAAUGGAACAAGAUGCAGUCGGAAAUCCAGUACCAAAUCAAGGAAACAGAUCAUAUUGAUCAUUGCAUUGAGUGUGAGCGUAAGCCUCGUAGCACUACUGGUGGGAAGCUUUUAUGCAUAUUGGACAUCGAAGAAAAGAAAGCUCAUUAAACUUAAAGAGCAAUAUUUUCAACAAAACGGUGGUUUACUGUUACAACAACAGAUAGUGAGGCAUGGAGAGUCAACUGAAACUGCUAAACUCUUCAGUGUUGAGGAGCUAAGCGAAGCAACCAACAACUUCGAUGAAAGCAAGAUCCUUGGCCAAGGUGGCCAGGGAACAGUUUACAAAGGAGUUUUACAAGAUAACAGAACUGUAGCAAUAAAGAAGUCCAAAAUCAGUGACCCAAACCAGAUUGAGCCGUUCAUCAAUGAAGUGGUCGUUCUUUCCCAAAUCAACCAUAGGAAUGUGGUAAAGCUCUUGGGAUGUUGUUUAGAGACAGAAGUUCCCUUGCUUGUUUAUGAAUUCAUUCCCAAUGGUACUGUUUAUGAGCAUCUUCAUCCAAACCAAUCUUCAAAACUUACAUGGAAAACAAGAUUGAGAAUAGCAAAAGAAACUGCUGGAGUCCUGGCAUACUUGCAUUCUGCUGCUUCUACACCAAUCAUACAUAGAGAUGUCAAAUCUACAAAUAUACUACUGGAUCGCAAUCUCACUGCAAAAGUUUCUGACUUUGGAGCUUCUAGGAUUGUUCCUCUUGAUCGAAGUCAGAUAACCACUCUAGUGCAGGGGACAUUGGGGUAUCUUGACCCAGAAUACUUCCACACAAGCCAAUUAACAGAUAAGAGUGAUGUCUAUAGCUUUGGGGUUGUCCUAGCAGAGCUACUGACAGGAAAGAAGGCACUGUCUUUUAGCAGGCCAGAGAAAGAUAGAAACCUUGCAGUGUACUUCUUUUCUUCAAUAAAAGAGGGUCAGUUACUUCAUAUUCUGGACAAAAGUAUAGAUGAGGCAAAUAUUGAGCAACUAAAGGAAGUUGCCCAUAUUGCAGAAAGGUGUUUACGGGUAAAGGGUGAGGAAAGACCCACCAUGAAAGAAGUGGCAAUGGAACUAGAGGGAAUAUUAGUUAUUGAAGAGCACCGUUGGGGAAGUGACCGUUUGUCUUCAGAAGAGACUGAAAACUUGCUCAAAGCUGCGCCAUCUGUUAUCAAUGUUGAAAAUGGCGUUGGCAGAAGUCUUAUUAAUUCUUCUGACUCAUAUAGCAUAAAUCAGAUGUCGAUGUCAUUGAUUGGUGGAAGAUGAUUAGCUUAUAUUAAUACUCAAGAUUUUACUUUAAUCUAUCUUCAUUAUAAUGGUGGUGUAGUAUAUGUUGUAUUUCAGUUUUCCCCUCUGUAUUGGACAUGAUAUUCAUAUAUGUGUAUCCAUGUAUAUAUAGGCUUUACAAUUGUGUCUAUUUAAAUGAUUUUACUCUGGAAACAACAUUAAUUUCCGUCUUUAGAAGCAUAUCAGUUCAAUGAAUUAUUUUUUUCAUUCU